Molecule: messenger RNA, 1047 nt
Organism: Macrosteles quadrilineatus (aster leafhopper)
Lineage: Eukaryota; Metazoa; Arthropoda; Insecta; Hemiptera; Cicadellidae
Exons: 1
Coding region: 77-895 (272 amino acids)
Source: RefSeq, a predicted model, not a curated record
UUAGUCAGUGUGGACGCAGUAUUGUGUUGUGGACAGGUGUACGAGUCAGUGUUCCAUGUCCUAGACAGGCACAGACAUGUCGCCACUACUGGUGACUGUGUGUCUGUUUACUUUUCAUUUCACUGUUGUUUUGUGUGCCUCUUCUAUUGUUUUCCCUGAUGAAGAAAUCGAUCAAAGCCCUUCAAACAUUAGUGAAAAACUUAUAGAGUGUCUCACAGAUGAGUUUAAAAUUGAAUUUAACGGAGAAUGUCGCUCAUUAUUAAAACCCGACUCAAAUGUUUGUCCAGAGGGACAGUGGAUAGUUUUGGAUCUCUCAGCUGCGUCUUUACCUAACCCAGUGAUAAGGGGGAAAUGUGCGCUACAGAAAUGUCCCUCGCAGAUGCAUUACUUUUUGAGCCGACAAAGGUGCAUCCAUGAAAACCAAAGUUCGUCUGUUUGCCCAGUAGGUAAUGUUGCAGACACAGACUUUUUUGGUGAUGGGUUUUGUAGCUGUAUCAAGUCACCUGUUCACAUCAAAGAUGAAAAAUCGGGAAAAUGUUAUCAAGCGUACAAAAGAGGACCGUGUCCUAAAGGACAAGUGUGGGUUGUGGGGGGUUGCCGGUUAGAUAACUGCACGACGACUCGGACUCGCUUUCCAAAUAAAACAAUCGUUACGUGGAGUGACGGCAAGUGCUACGCUGUGAACGAACAAGGUCCAUGCAAGGAUGGUUAUGAUGUUAGCAUCAACGUUCACACUCAGACUCCUGAAUGUGUGGAUCGACUUACAUCCCUGACUCUUGUGGAUCCUCCGUGCUCAGGCGCUAGUCACUCAGGACAAUGCACCAAGCCUGUCAGUUCACCACAGUCUAUCUUCUACUCCCAAGUGGCGUCGCAGGUCCACAAAAAACGGCCCUGACUAUAGUGUGACUUCAGUUAUAUGGUGAUUUAAAAGUGAAAAAUCUCAUCUCAUAAACUGAUACAGUAUUUUACAGUGGGAGUAAAACUAUAUGUGAAUUGAUUUUUUUAUUUAUUUGACACUAUAUGUUUCAAUACUAAUAAUCUACAGGU